Molecule: messenger RNA, 2223 nt
Organism: Owenia fusiformis
Lineage: Eukaryota; Metazoa; Annelida; Polychaeta; Sabellida; Oweniidae
Source: the annotation of a GenBank genome assembly
AAAAUCAUAGCGUCAAAUACUAGUGGGAGUACAGUAUGUGCAAAUAGGCAUGGUCGGUAGGAUUUAAUAAGAGUGAUUACGUUGAAAUUAUCCUUUUAAUAUUAUAUAUUGUAUAUCAGGUAAAAAAUUGUAAGCUUUUCCAUGUCUAUCUUUUCCAGUAACGACUAACGAGUAGCUUAACUGCUUAAGGUGCUUAAGCAAGCAAGACAGGGACAAAUAAUCUAGGCAUAUCGAAACAAAGCACAAUACAUCAGAAACCUCCAGAAAUAAAAAACACUUUUAUGAAAAACUGUCAGGAUUAGAUUGGAAUAAGCAAAUUUAUACUAGAACUAAGAAAGGAUAUUAUUCAAGUUCUGUAAUUCACCACAAGAUGGCAGAAUCAGAUGCAGCUGCAAAAAGGAGGGAAGCGCGGCAACGGAGAAUUUUACAAAAUUCCGAAAGUCGAAUGAAAAAAGUAAUGGGACUUGAAUCGUCUCAAGGAAAUGAAGCCCCUGAACCAGUUUCGGCAAAAUCUGAAAAUAAAUCUGCUGAGAUUCAAAAUGAACCAUGUAACAUUGCGGAUCAGUCUCAAAUUGAGGAGAAUGCUGAAAAUCAAUUUGGAAAUUCUGAACCAGCAAAAUUAAGCAAUGAGAAAACUGACGAUGAAGUGUUUAAUAACGGCCCUAGGAUUAAAAAAGAACCAUAUAUAGAGGGUGCUCCAGCCCCAUUCAGUUUUCCGAAGGAUACCAUCAGCUUUGAUUCAGUUGGAAGAAAACCGAAAGAAGAAUCUCCAAAACUGGAUGAGCAAAAAUCUACAUCAAGCAAUAUAGUAUUCCUCAAAUCAGGAAUCCUUUUUAUGGUGGCCUUUAUUACUCGUUGGAUGUUAUCAUUUGGAUUCUCCGUUUUUUACACACAGUCUAUAUUUGUGCCGUUUAUUCUCAUUGAAGUGGCCAUGGUUUACAAUAAGGAAAUAUUCUUUGUUGGAUCGCAACCUGCGAGUGCUCUAACGUCACUAUUAAUGCUAUCGGGAGUUAAGACUGAAGUGUUGCAGACGUAUAAUAAAGUGUCUGGAAUCAUGACGUACAUCAUGGAGGAUUUGGCGAUCUAUGCAUUUGUGUUCGUUUCUGUGCAUUGCCUUGUAUUUUAAGCACAGUGUUAUCAUGAUAUGGGUGCUGUUGAUAUAACAUUAUUACCAUUACUCUGUUUUGAGUACAGUUUUAUCCUGAUGACAUGAAAAGACUCGUGCCGUUGAUAUAACCAUUACUGUGUUUUGAGCACAGUGUUAUCCUGAUAUGAAAAGACUAACGCUGUUGAUAACCAUUACUGCAUUUUGAGCACAGUGUUAUCCUGAUGAUAUGAAAAGACUAGUGCUGUUGAUAACCAUUACUGCAUUUUGAGCGCAGUGUUAUCCUGAUAUGGAUAGACUUGUGCUGACAUUACCAUCAAAUUAUUCACUGCUGUAAAGGUCCUUUCAAUUUGGAAUCCAAAGGACAUUAUGUAUGCUUUUUAACCCUUCUUGGACUGUUAUGAAAUCUCACUUCACUUAACUUAAUUUAACUUCACUUAACGUGCAUGGAGUUGAAUUAUUGUACACAUUCAUGGUUCACUUUGGCUUUAAUAAGUGUUUACUGGAGAUACACUUGAUUUGACGCUACUUAAUUUGGCAGAUUUUGUUCAAUUUCAAAUAUUAGCGGCUAUUUAAUUUGGCAGAGUCGGGACUGAGCUCAAGUUUUAUCAUUGAUCUGGAAAUAAACAUUUCAGAUUCAUGUGUUCUGCUUCCAGUAAGUCAUGGUAUAGCACUGACUUCCAAAUAGAAAUACUUACACAAGUGAGACAAUUGCAAAUUACAAAUUCUCUAGGGAUUUUCCAAAAUAGAUCUGAAAACUGGCGGAUUUUUAAUUUGACAGAUUUUUUCAAUCCGCCAAUCAGUCAAAUUAAAAUGGUAGCCAAAUUAAGUGUAUCUACAGUAUUUACUGUACGCCCGGUAUUAUUCGCGAGCUUUAAUUUCGCGAAAACACGGUUUCGCGGCUAUUAAAUUUCGCGAAUACUGUAUUUAAUCGUAUUCGGGGAUUCCCCAGUAUAUGAUGUCCAAUCAAAUUGCAGGCUACGAUCACGUGAACAAUUGUGCACACAUGCUCUUUCAUUGCCUCGCAUGCGCAUAGUAAAGUCAUGGAGUUGCAAAGUACUAUUGAAGUACUAUAACUCGAUCCAAACUAGUAGACAAAACGAAAUGCAUCAGAGCCC